AUGUCUAAGGCCACAAGGACUCGGUCUCUGACGCCACCGACCGAAGUCCAGCGGCUGACGGACCCCAGAACGUCGACUUACAAGCAAACGGCUCUGCGACGCUACAAUUCCGCAGAAAAGCUUGGCAGCAGACCUCGUAGUGUCAGUUCUCGAUCUUCAGAUUCGCCGCCGACCACUUUCCGACUCGGUUUCUGCUGCCCCUCACAGGCCGAGCUUGCACUGAAUCCCAAACCAAAGGAGGAGAAGCCUGCGAUGUUAUCCAACUUCUUCCAUCCGACCAAAGAUAUCGUACAUCGAAAUCGAGAGCCAUCCAACGCAACCAGAGGAGACUUCGAGGACACACCUCUUCCUAGCGCUCGACCUUCUAUGAUGGACAUAUCCCUGAAGAAACCCGAAAAGGACGUCGCUUCAAGCUUUUCUUCGGCGAAAAGUUGUAAAUUUCGACAUGCACUCCUCAAGACCGCUUCCGGGCGCCCCUUGUUGGUUGACAAAGAUUUACCCGUGCCCCCGGUCCUUAGUCGACAAGUCAGCGAAAGCCAAUUGCAGAACCCACGAGAAGACAUAAAAGGCUUUGAGAACAAGGCAAAGAUUGCCAUUCCAUCGAGAAAGUACUCGCCUUCCCAGAUGCAAGACAAUCCUGCACCUACUGUCAGUCAACGUCUCAUGGAGACCACGACCAACGUCGACCCUUACUUUCCCCGGGAAACCAUCUGCGUUGAUCCUCUGAUCCAUCCGGAUGAGUCACAUACUAAGGUUCACCACCGUGGUAUUCUCAAAGGUGCUGACUUCUGCGACACCGGUGUGCCUGGACAACCUGUUCCACAGCAACUUGAGAACAGGACAUCUAGCUCUUCUUCUUCUGCUUCGUCAUCUCCCUCUUCGGAGGCUGAAAUUGUUCUUGCCAAGGUGCGCAGAGCUAUGACUGGAGAUGAUCUUUGUCUCUCUACAGUCGAAGUCACUGUCCCAAAGCACGAUGGACACAGCCAUGCCAUGAAAGUUCGGCCAGCGUUCAAUCUACCAACCUUUGAGUACCCCAAUAUACGUCGCCAACAGCAAUCUCCUCCUGGAGUCUCCAAGGUCCGGCCGUUUGACCCAGCCAAGGAACAUUUGUUGCCCGAAGGGGAUAUCAAUGGACCGACAGAAAUCGAAAUCAAAGAGAGCAAGGACAAGCUAACCAAUAUACCGGUCUCCAAAGUCCGACCCUUUGCCCAGGAACCCCCUGAGCUGAAUCAUCAUGCUGGACAUCAAAGAGUGUCAAAAGUUCGGCCCUUCAGUGACGAAUCUGAUAACGGCAACCAAAAAGACGAGGAUGCCUAUUUUGCUGUCGGAUCAGAUGAGUCGGCAACCGAGGGGCCCGGCAGAGUCACUAAGCCACGUUUGGAGAGUACAACUCGCUCCCGAGCAAGCACUAUAGACUACAAGCGAACUGCUCAGUGGCUCCGGCAUCUACUGAAGAAUCCCGAAUCUCAUACGGCCAAGUUGACGGAAAGACCAUCCAAGGCAAAAAGAGCGUCCUAUGCUUCUUUGAAGAACUCUCAGGAACAAAGUCCAGCGUCGCGGAAGAUGACCCGUCAACCGACGCUUCCAACUACCGAAGUUGAGCAGAAUUUCUUCCAAAGCACUUUCGGGGAGCUAGAACGUCUCCUUCAAGAAGCUUUGGCACUGGCUUCUCGGGUUGCUGACGACGAAGAGGCAAAAUCUCCAGAGGCUAUACAAUCUCCGCAUGCUGUCUCAAAGGAAGCGGCACCCUAUGAUUACGCCUCUCAGUUCUCUGACAUCGACUUGGAUGAUGACGGUAAAGCAAAAGGACCACAAAACAAACGCGCUGCUACGUUUCCACAUUCCGGGCGGCCUGAAAUCCGUGCGGUAGACAAUCUCUACCGUACUAUUUCUCUCACUCCGCAGACCGUAGAGCUCGAGAGCAUGCUUGGUCGUAAGAAGAGUUCAGUUGUCAAGAAAACCAAACGUAGACGCAAAUCGCGAUCCCGGCAAGCUGGACCUGUGCCAGACAGAGUUUCGAGCAGGAAGAGAAACAAGGGCGUAAAGAAACCGAAGCGCACAAAGCCGAAGCAGAUUGUCGAUCAACUCCCGACAGAUUCAGAGUCUAGCAUGGACGGAUCCAAUGACUCCUCUGCAGUCAACUUCCCGACUCGAAAUCAAGCUCAAGGAAGCAGCGAGCCAACUCGACCUCGAGCAAGCACGAAACGGGUACCCUUCUUAUCCCGCAACACAGGCGAGGACAAUCUUCCUCAGGAGGACUUGGGCGGCCGUCCGAUCCGCAAUCCACGAGGGAUCAGCCUACGAGGCAAGUCUCAUGUCAGUCUCCGUGGUAUACAAGCAUUCAGUCUAGCCAAGUCGAAACGACGUCAACCCAUUGCUCGGGACUGGUCACCAGUCCGAAAGAGAGCCAUCGCGGCUGUGGCUUGCAUCAGUACGGCCCUGAUCGACCUUUUCGGCGCAUCCCUCAUGAGCAGCAAUCCUCAUCAAGAGGUUGUGGAUGACUUUGAUGUAAGGAGGCACGGAGGUGGUAUGGGUGUCUGGCUCGGUAUCUGGACAUGCUGCUACAUUGCAUCCCUUGGCUUUGGUUUCCUCAUUGGCGCCGCGGUGAUCGAUCAACUCCCACCAGACUCCGGGUUUUAUAUCAGUAUCGCCCUGACCGCCAUAGCCCUUUUGCUGAACACUCUAUGUCCAGAGGUGCGUCGUUCGGCGUUCCGAAGAUCAGUCGUGGAAGUCAGAACUGGCACGGAUGUCUCCCGGCGUGUUGCUCGCGGCGAAAUCAUGAUGCAUCGUGUUAAAACUGGACCCAAGUGGUGGGGCGAGGAAUUGUAUCAUGGUGUCGCACUCUGCUUUGAGAUGCUUCGACAACCCGGUUUUGCUGUCAUGGCCAUUUACUCUGGUUGGAUUUACGCCCAGGUGGUUCUCAUCAUCGUCUUGCUGGGAUCCCUGACUUCAAGAUUUUACCGAAUGCGGUCACCCUUUGUCGGGCUCAUGGUAUCUGCGAUAGCAUUUGGCGCACUCGCUGCUAUCCCAUUCCAGAAGGCCAGUUACUUCUCCAGAGCGAGACACACCCAGGUAAACACCAGUCGUAUGACAUUCGACAAACAAGUAACAUGGACAUCUCACCUUCUUCGCCGAUCCAUUUUCGCCAUUGGCCUCCCACUGGCUGGGAUCGUCUACACAUUGGUUUCGACUGGCCCACCAAUGCAUCCGAUUGCGCCUGCCAUUGUCGCCGCUGCGAUCGGCUUUCUUUCGUGCCUGGCAAUCUCAGAAUGCAAUGGACUCAUCAUGGAAACCUUUGACACUUCGGAUCUACAGUCUGGUAUGACUGGUCGGCCUCGGGGGAAUUCAGACAACGCACAGAAGAGGAAAAAUUACUCCGCCUACCCUCGCGUGACUGCAGGAUUUGCCGUUUGUCACACCCUGGGGUUCAUAUUCGCUGCUGGAGCAACUGCACUAGGCGGUAUGGCCCAGCGUAACCUCGGUCAGAGAGCAGCAACGGGAGUUGUAGCUGGAAUCUUGUUCAUUUUGACAAUGCUACUGACAUUGACUCUGAUUCGUUUCAAGGAGGUCACGAUCAUUCCGGAGAGCAAGACCGAGGCGAUGGAUAGGUGGACAGCUGCGCGCAGAGAAUCUAUCAAACGCCGCGACUCGAUGCCAACUGGGGUGAUGGACGACAAAGAUGUCAUCGCUGAAGAAGAGCCAUGGCGUCCGUUUAUUGUUGGUAAUCCCACCAGCAAAACACGACGAGUCAACGUCCUCGAGCUCGGUAGUCUGUCACGUUUCACGGAGAUCAGGAAGAGGAACAAACUCAUAGACGCUAACCAGCACCUGAACCGAGCAGCUUUCGAUGCUGGGAUAGAUGCACUUGACGACCAAAUCAGCGAUGUCAUGAGUGAUAUCGUUGACGAUGUCAAAGACCUUGUGAGAAGAGGUAGUCAGAGGAGUCAAAGAAGCCAACGGAGUCAGCGGAGCCAGCGAAGCCAGCAUAACCGGACCUCACGUUCGCGGCGAAACCAUCGAAGUGCGACAAGCGAUGGAAGUGGACACUCUUCUAUUGAGAUGACCUCCUUGGAGGACAUCAUGUCAGGUGGGCAUCGGCCCCGAUUGCCUGAGGAUGUCUACAGUGAACGAGAAUGCCUCAGAGGUCAAAUGGUCAAGGAAGAAUGA
Messenger RNA from Colletotrichum lupini, 4167 nucleotides. RefSeq lists its product as uncharacterized. The record is from RefSeq and is a predicted model, not a curated record. Gene Ontology annotation, molecular function: transmembrane transporter activity. The transcript is spliced from 2 exons. Gene Ontology annotation, biological process: transmembrane transport. Lineage: Eukaryota; Fungi; Ascomycota; Sordariomycetes; Glomerellales; Glomerellaceae. Bases 1 to 4167 code for a protein of 1388 amino acids.